GUCCCCUUCCUGAUCGACUGACUUCCUCGUACAGCUUUUCACGGUGACUGGUGUAAUGGCACUUCUUACAUCGAAUGGAAAGGAUCCAUGCCAGGCCUCUCUUUUCCUCCCCAUGCUGGUUCCAGUCCAGUGAACCGUCACAGUCCAGGAAUUUCUUCCGUGACAGGAGAAGGAAUGAAGUUGGCAGGACUUUCCGCACUGUCCUUGGUAGCAGCUGAUGAUGGAACGGACAGCAGUUUACAUGGCCCGUUUCAUCAAAGAUGCAUUGGAAGCAGCAGCACUAUCUCCAUCACUGGUGAAAUGGGAAAUGAUGAGUGGACAGUCAUCACUUUGCAGCUCACUGAUGCAUUUCGCAGCCCAUCUCUUUUUGUCUUUAAUGGUGGUCUCUGGAGGAAUGGUUGCAGUGCAGCCUUCAUGUCCGGGGCAGGUAAAUUCCUUUUCCUUGGCUCUAAGAUGGGUGCCUUUCUUGCACAGUUUAUUGCCACAAAACACUGCCACAACAUUGUUCUUCUUGGUAACAUUUUCACUUAA
This is a messenger RNA of Magallana angulata, 531 nucleotides long. RefSeq lists its product as uncharacterized. The record is from RefSeq and is a predicted model, not a curated record. The transcript is spliced from 3 exons. NCBI's taxonomy places the organism in Eukaryota, Metazoa, Mollusca, Bivalvia, Ostreida, Ostreidae. The coding region runs from base 88 to 531 and encodes 147 amino acids.